Messenger RNA from Acanthosepion pharaonis, 465 nucleotides. NCBI's taxonomy places the organism in Eukaryota, Metazoa, Mollusca, Cephalopoda, Sepiida, Sepiidae. The record is from the annotation of a GenBank genome assembly.
AUGACUGGCGACCAAACCGAAAAGUUCUUUUGCUCCACCAUCUCAGGUGGUAGCUCAAGCAAAGAUUGGCAGUACUUCCUAAGGAGACGGAACAACUACAGACAGGAAACGAAUAUCACAGGCAGGGACACCAGCAUCGAAUUAAUGGAAUGUUGUGAGGAAUCCCUUCGAAGAGACCUCCAUCAUUGUAAUGUCGGAGGAAGACAUAUAAAUCUUCUUUUUUUUUUUUUACUUUUCUCUUCUUUCUUUUCAUUUUACUUUUUCUAUCUUUCCUUUAAUCUCUUUUUCAUUCUUUCUUUCUCUCAUUCCCUUUCUUCCUCUAUCCUUUCUUCUACUCUUUCUUUUUCUCUUUCUAAAAUUUUUCUUGGCUUUCUUUUUAUUUUCUUUCCUUUUUUAGUUUUAUUUUUUCUCAUUUUAAUCUUUCCCAUUCGUAAAGAAUUUUCAUUUUCUUUUUUUGUUUUAUGA